Cyanistes caeruleus (blue tit) is the source of this 1212-nucleotide messenger RNA. The record is from RefSeq and is a predicted model, not a curated record. Lineage: Eukaryota; Metazoa; Chordata; Aves; Passeriformes; Paridae.
AUGGCCUGCCAGUUCUGGAGACACUACUUUCUGGUGAAAUUCUUGCUUCUUUUUUGCUUGAUCCUUCUCUUCUCGAGAACUCUGUGUGUUCCUGCUCGCUGCUACCUGAGACCAGCCAGAAAAUAUGGGUGCCUUUCAGACAGAAACCUCUAUGUUUUUGGUGCGGUGUGGAAGAAUGAAGACUGUUUCCAGUGCAGGUGUAAGAUGGGUGCAAUGACUUGCUGCAGCUUGGUUUUAAUCCCCAAGAAGUAUGACAGAGUGAACUGUGUUGGCCUAUUCCACAAGAAAAGCUGUUCCAUCCGAGUGGUGAAGAAGACUAAUCCUGAGAUAAGUUGCAAAGUCUACAAUGGAGUUGGAUAAGACCACAUGAUGUAUUUCUCCUCUUUCACACCUACCCCAGAUGCUGAAUAUGUUCUGGAUCUCUCCUUUAGAGGAAAGCAGCAAACAGCAUGGCUUCAAGAGAAAUGAAUUUGCCUCAUGCCUUUCACAGCUCUAAUUGUGCCAUAUCUAUCUUGUUUCUGACAUUUGGUGGUUUAUCUUACACACAUUUGUAACCAAACUUUACCAUGGGCUUUUUUCCUGUUGGGAUUCAGAGUUAAAUACAUUUUCACAUACAUCAAAUCACUGUAGUCACUGACUGGUCUCCUUGAAAACAGAAGAAUUCACGGUGUGUAUAAAUGUUUGUAAAUCUAAUUAUUGAUUUGGAAAUCAUCUAACUUUUAAAGUAACAGCUAUAAUAUAAAUUGUUGCCAGACACAGGGAUUCAUUAUGCUAUUACACUUAUUGACAUUCCCCCAAUGACACGUGUACUAGAAGAUGAAACAAACCAGAAAAACAGCCCCUUGAAAGCCUCCCCUCACCUUGGUGCCUUGUGUAGGUCAAUCCAUUAAUGCAGAUGCACAAGGGAACAUAUUCUCCAGGAGAUGACUGGUACAUUACAAAAAUGGUAAUCCCAUGCCUGAGAGUCCAACCUACAGCAAAGAAAUGCCAUAUAAAUAGCUCUGUAGCCUUCCAUACCAGGGUAGAAUUUCCUGUAAUAAUCUUGUUUGGAUCAAAGUCUACUGACAAACAACCCCAUGAAAGCUGUUUUUAUAGGAAACCUAGACUAUAAAUCAUGCUUAGCUUGUAGACUUUAGGCAUUACACUGUGCCUGGUACAAAGUCCAUAAAAGUAGUUAAUAUGAGAAAUAUCCUAUAAAAUCUAUUUAUACAA